Molecule: messenger RNA, 4285 nt
Organism: Echinops telfairi (small Madagascar hedgehog)
Lineage: Eukaryota; Metazoa; Chordata; Mammalia; Afrosoricida; Tenrecidae
Gene: REEP3
Product: receptor accessory protein 3
Exons: 7
Coding region: 8-727 (239 amino acids)
Biological process (GO): endoplasmic reticulum tubular network organization
Cellular component (GO): endoplasmic reticulum membrane; cytoplasmic microtubule; endoplasmic reticulum tubular network
Molecular function (GO): microtubule binding
Source: RefSeq, a predicted model, not a curated record
GUUUGGAAUGCUGUAUCCUGCAUAUUAUUCAUACAAAGCUGUGAAAGCAAAAAAUGUGAAAGAAUAUGUUCGAUGGAUGAUGUACUGGAUUGUUUUUGCUCUCUAUACUGUAAUUGAAACAGUGGCAGAUCAAACAGUUGCUUGGUUCCCCCUGUACUAUGAGCUGAAGAUUGCUUUUGUCAUAUGGUUGCUCUCCCCCUAUACCAAAGGAGCAAGUUUAAUAUAUAGAAAAUUUCUUCAUCCACUUCUUUCUUCAAAGGAAAGGGAGAUUGAUGAUUACAUUAUACAAGCAAAAGAACGAGGCUAUGAAACUAUGGUAAACUUUGGACGGCAAGGUUUAAACUUAGCAGCAACUGCAGCUGUCACUGCAGCAGUGAAGAGUCAAGGAGCAAUAACGGAGCGGUUACGAAGCUUCAGUAUGCAUGACUUAACAGCUAUUCAAGGUGAUGAGCCUGUGGGACAAAGACCAUACCAAACUCUACCAGAAACAAAAAAGAGAAGUAAGCCAGCAUCCAGCGAAUCAGCAGGGUAUGCAAUUCCACUGAAGGAUGGGGAUGAGAAAACAGAUGAAGAGACGGGGCCGUACUCAGAUGACGAGAUGUUAACACACAAAGGACUUCGGAGAUCGCAAAGCAUGAAAUCCGUGAAAACUAUCAAAGGCCGUAAAGAGGUGCGGUAUGGAUCACUGAAAUAUAAAGUGAAGAAACGACCACAAGUGUAUUUUUAGCCACCUGCACCCCAAGAACUACAAGAAAAAUUAUGCUAAUGCAUUGACUUCAAUUUUAAACAUUAUAUAUUCAACAUUUACACGUUAAGAUAAUACUUUAAGUUGUGCUGGUGAUAGGGUUUAUUUCAUCAAUUUAAAUCAUUUUUAUUUCUUUACCAGAUACUUCCCAAUCUUGACUACUAAAGAUAGUUAUGUAAAGUUUAUUAAUACAUAUACCAAAAUUAUUAAAAUCCAUGUUGUCUAUUUAAAAUCCCCAACAAUAUUAAGUGCCUUGGAUAUAAGAUGAAAAAUAAACCCACAGUAUACUUGAAAAGAGUGUUUUUGUGGUUCAGGGUAUAUCACCUUCAUGGUAUUGUAUUGUUUACCUCUAUUUAUGUUGAAUACAUGACCUGCAGAUAAUAAUUAAAACAGACCUCUGACCUAUCAGUUAUAUAACAAGGGCAUAAUGUAAGAUGAUAAAGCACGUUUUAUAUAUUCUUUAAAAUUUUUACCUUGAUAAUGCUUUCAAGUUUUUGUACCAUCAUGGGAAAGUUUUUAAACAAAUACUUCAAAACCAGGUAUCCACAUAGCACUUUUAUCCAUGAAUAGUUUUGCGCACUUGAAAAUUGUUUACUUACAUCAUGGCUGUACAUUUAUUUUAAACUUUACUGACACUGUCUUAUUGUUUAUCAUAGUCUGACGUGUCACAUUUAUGCCUUGAAUUUCAUCAUCUCUUUUCUCGUGGAUUUCAUUUGUUAAAUGUUUCAUUUUAGCAAUACGAAAAAUAGCUAAUUGUUCGGUUUUAACUGUUUAAUUACCUUCUUUACAAAUAAGAAAUUAUUUUAAACAUUAAUAAAUUUCCCUUAUUUAGCUGUACAUUGUAGUGGAAUUGAACAUAUUUUUGUUAACAUUAGUGACAUUUUCAGCUUUUAUAAAAUGCUGGCUUGUCCAAUAGCAGAGACCAUUCGAGCAUGCAAGGUCUCUGUAACUCUUAAAAUUAACCAACAGCCAAUCAAUCUACUUUACAAGCUUGGUGUUUAGAUAUGCUACUGGCUUAUAAAUCUGACAUUGAUUAGAAUUAUUUGAAUCGCUUUUCUCUUAGCUGAGACAGUCUCCUAAAGAGCAAUGUAAUGCAAAAUGCGUAUUUAGAAAGGGUUAGAACAAUAUUAAUUUCUAAUCUGAGGGAUUUUACAUUAUUGAACUUUGAGACUCUUAGGUUACAUUGAUAACUAUGCAUUAUGAACCAUAGUCAACUUAUUUUUGGUGAGGGUUAUAGUGAUCAAUAGUCAUACUUAAGUAUUCCACUUAUUUGUCUAAAAGGAGAAAAAAUUAGAAAGAUUUGUAGGAUCUUACCUCUUUCUGCCUUUCAAGCGAUGAAGCCAGCUGGUAAUGUAUAUUCAGGACCUCUUCAGAGUUUUGACUGAGAAGAGGAUAUUUACUCAGAAGUACUUUAGUAUAGAAUCCACUCCCAGCAACCAUUUGUUUUAUUUAGCACAAUUCAUAGAUUGCCUCUUGGUACUAGCUUUAAACUGUUUUCUAGGUUAGCUCAUUCUUAAUAUAUAACACUAACUAAAAUGAACUAAGCUUCUUUUCCUCUAAAGUUUAACUCUACGAAUAUCUUCAUCUUCUUUACCAUGACUAAUUUUUCAGCUUCUUUGCUUCUGAAGGAUGGGGGGUGAGGGGUACUUCAAUUUCUAUUCAAAAUUCUUAUAAAUUCUCAUUAUAAACUCUUGUAAAAAGGUUUUGUUUAUAUUAUCUAUAUCUGGUCUUUACAAUAGAACUCCCAAGGUGGUGCCAACAGCUAACACGCUUAGCUGCUAACCAAAAAUCUGGAAGUUUGAGUUAACGUCAGAAUGAAGACCUGGGGAUCUACUUCCAAAACUUCAGCCACCUUAAACCCUAUGAGUGCCACUGUGCCCUGACACACAGAGGGUCACCCUGAGCCAGGGUCUACUUAUGACAACUGGUUUUAGCCUCCUUAAUGUACAUGUGAGCAUGCUGUGUUUUUGACCAAAAAACCAAAAUCGUGUCUUCCCACAUUGCCUGAUGAGGCCAUGAGAGUGACUGCGUCAAAAACGUUUAUAUCUGGGAGCUUGUUUACCUAUGUCUUUUUCAAGUCUAAUCUCAGUACCAAACCUUUAAUUAUAGCAAACUCAUAAAUACUAUUUUCCAUUAUCCCUCUAUCUUUUAAGAAUCAAAAUAGUCAAUCAAACAUAACACCAGUCAGGAGGCGGUAGCAAAAGUCCUGUUGAAUAGUCUCGAUAUUUCUACUGUGACAUCCAUAUCCACAUUGGGUGUCAGUUUGUUUGUCUGCCAUUUCCUCUUCCUCCUCCUUUUACAUUGCUUAAAUUUUAGUUUUCUCCAUAUGUUUGUUUUGGCAUAUUGUUUCCUCUGUACUUUGUAUAAUAAACACAUACACUUUAUAUUCUUCUAAAGUAAGGCAGCUCAUUAGCUUUCUCUGCUCAGUUUUCAGGUUUUGAAAGAGGUAACAUCUCUAGAGCCAUCGUGCCUUGCUUCCCCCACCACCCUUCUUUCAUGAGCAUCAGAUCCACAAGCCUAGUUAUGUCACUAUUGGGUAGCCAGUUAAUGUAUUCAGAAUCUACAGCAGGUGUUUUAUUUUAUUAUAUACUCAUUCAACAUAUUCAUUAAUAUUAGCUAUUAACAGAGUUUGUUUCAAAGUAAGAAUGGAUAUUCUUUAUCAUAUUUAUCCUAGAAUAAAGAGGCCAGAAAUUAGUCUUAAUGCUAUGUAAUUAUGAACACCCACCUAAGUCCUGUGUAAAGUCCCCUGCAAACGCUUCACUAUAUAUGUGGAUUUGGGCAGGAAAUAGUGCCGAUAUUAUUCAUUAUAAAUACUUGAUUAAGCUGAUUGGUAGAACAAAAUUAUUAAGGUGUGUUCAGGGAGUUUAAUCCAUAUAUCACCACCAAAGAUUUCUACAGUAUUAUAAAAAAUGUAAAUAUUCCAAAUUUCUGUUUUACUUGGAUUAGAUAAAACAUGUUUUUCUUAUUGUUUUCUGAAGUAUCAAAGUUUAUGCUUUUGGAAAAUGCUUGAACUUUUAUGUUUAAAAAUAUACAGUACUCUUAGGAUAAAUAUCAGUAAUUGAUAUUUUAAUUGGAAUUUACUAAAUUUUCAUUUUUGUUAUCUUUUAUCAGGAAAAUUAAGGAGUUACAUAUUUUUAUGUAAGUUCCUGUGUUUUCUCUGGUGUCAUUCAAUUCAUUGCAAAGCAAUUAGGUAAAUAUUGAGACGUUCAUUGUUAUUAUGAGAUACAGUUACUUCACAUCACACUUAAGAUUAAACUUUCUGAAAAGAAAAUACAGGUUUUUUUCCUAAGUGUUUUUAGAUUUAAUUUUGUGGUAGUACCUUUCAGAUUUAAUGAAUAUUAACUCUUUUUUAAACACUAUUACUUAACAUUUUCUCUUCUAACACUUUUGAAGUCUGUUUACUGUAAUAGUUAAGAGAAUACAGUUUUACAAGUUGUUAAGCCAUUUGUAAAGGCUAUCUUUAAAACCAGAAAGUGGGGAAUUUUAUAAGUAUGGUAUUUUGACUUCUUUGUUAUGGAAAUAAACUCAUUUUAUUAGUGA